Messenger RNA from Ixodes scapularis (black-legged tick), 2992 nucleotides. RefSeq names its product casein kinase I. NCBI's taxonomy places the organism in Eukaryota, Metazoa, Arthropoda, Arachnida, Ixodida, Ixodidae. Bases 187 to 1188 code for a protein of 333 amino acids. The transcript has a single exon. Gene Ontology annotation, cellular component: nucleus; cytoplasm. Gene Ontology annotation, biological process: peptidyl-serine phosphorylation; signal transduction; negative regulation of canonical Wnt signaling pathway. Gene Ontology annotation, molecular function: protein serine/threonine kinase activity; ATP binding. The record is from RefSeq and is a predicted model, not a curated record.
AAUUUCAAAAGAUAUAUUAUAUUUAUAUGCUUAUCCAUUCAGCUGUUCCCAGGGAAGCAGCAGCAGCGCAGCAGUCUGUCGGACUGGUCGGACCACCCGUCGAACCCGACUCCGACUGCACUGGCUGCGAUUCUAUGCCUGGUCUACACUCCUGGUAAUCGCCCCCCAAGAGCCUAGCGGACCGCAAUGGCGAGCUCGACCGACGGCCCGAGGGCCGAGUUCGUCGUCGGCGGAAAAUACAAGCUCGUCCGCAAGGUGGGCAGCGGUUCGUUCGGAGACAUCUACCUGGGCAUCAACAUGGCGAACGGCGAAGAGGUGGCCGUCAAACUGGAAUCCUGUAAGGCCAGACACCCCCAGCUGCUGUACGAGUCCAAGCUCUACAAGAUACUGAUGGGCCACGAAGGGAUUCCGCACACAAAGUGGUUCGGCACCGAGCGCUCGUACAACGUCCUUGUUAUGGACUUGCUGGGACCGAGUCUCGAAGAUCUGUUCAAUUUCUGUUCGAGACGCUUCACUAUGAAAACGGUGCUGAUGCUCUUUGACCAGAUGAUUGGGCACAUCGAGUACGUCCACAUGAAGAACUUCAUCCACAGAGACAUCAAGCCGGACAACUUUCUCAUGGGCAUCGGCGGUCACUGCAACAGGCUGUUCCUCAUCGACUUCGGCCUGGCCAAGAAGUACCGAGACAGCAGGAACAAGGUGCACAUCCCGUACCGGGAAGACAAGAACCUGACGGGCACGGCCCGCUACGCGUCCAUCAACGCGCACCUGGGCAUCGAGCAGAGCCGCCGUGACGACAUGGAGUCCAUGGGGUACGUCCUGAUGUACUUCAACCGCGGCAGCCUACCCUGGCAGGGUCUCAAGGCCGCCACCAAGAAGCAGAAGUACGAGCGCAUCAGCGAGAAGAAGAUGUCGACCCCCGUCGAAGUCCUCUGCAAGGGAUUCCCUGCUGAAUUCACCAUGUACCUCAGCUACUGUCGGGGUCUGCGCUUUGAGGAGGCUCCGGACUACAAGUAUCUGCGCCAGAUCUUCCGCAUCCUGUUCCGGACUCUCAACCACCAGUACGACUACAUCUUCGACUGGACCAUGCUCAAGCAGAAGGCAGCGGCCUCGGCGGCCGCGUCUGGCGGUGCCGCGGGCCAGUCUGGCACAACUCCGGCUGGACUACCGGCCCCUGGACACCGCUAGAGACGCUUUCCCCCAUGGGCGAGGGGGGCGCGCUUGCAUGUUGUAAACCUCGUGACACAGCUUGUACAGAAUAAAGCUCGCUUUCAAGGUCGCGGGCUAUUUUGGGGUAGGUUUAGCGAGCCCGGCGAAUCGGUGUCGGCGAGCUAGCAUGGUGCAGGUGACUGCAGUCAUUGUCCAGUUUAGGAUUUACUCGUGCUCAAGCUACUGCCCACGAGCAUGGCUACCUCCGAAACAGAAAGUAGGCCGGUUGGCCACAUCCUAAUGGAACAAAAUAAGUGCGCCUCUCAGAUGGCCUCGUCCCAACAGUCUAGCGAGCCAGGUUCCCUUGCGGCCGUGUUGUAGCCAAUCGGAUUCCCAGAUGGCUCCGACCUUGAGCUCCCUUUGGCAGCCAUUUUGCAGUUAUUUUGUUUCUUAGGUAGCCAUUGUUAAGUGAAUUGAGACAUUUUGGCAGGCAUGUUGUGUCAAUUCAAAUCCUAGCUGGUGAAACACUCUUAGCUACGUUACAACUGAUCAAACGCUUACAUGAUCGUGAUCGCUCAAAUGGACCUUUCUGGAACGUAGCGCGCGCCCUCGAGUGUUGUGUCUAAGGCAUUAUGGGAACACUGAGAGCCGUUGCCGUACCUUGUCGGUCGAUACGUCGCAAUCAUUCUCUUAAACUCCUUGUCCUUUGGAAAUGGAUGCCACGACAGGUAGUGAUCUUUCGGGGUGAUGUGGUCGCACCCUGAUACGCAGCACGUCUGUCCACUGCCUUUUUUUGGAUGGGCUAUUGUUUUGAAUGGGCCACCAUUCUUUUUUUAAUGGGCCAUCCCGUGCAGGGGCUAUGCACCAAAAGAGAGGUAACAUUCGCAUAUCCAUGUUUUUUUAUUUUGCUAUGGGGAUCGGUUGAGCUAGUGGUUUCCUUUCCCAAAACAUAAAAGAAAGAAAUGUGUUCCGUCCCAACAUUGUUUGAAGACCAUCAGCUCACCUGUGUGCUUGAAUUCACUAAAACUAAUGCUGCAGUUCGGGCAGUUGCGUGCGCCACCUAGCAUGGAAAAGCUAGACUAGGCUCGGCUUGCCUUGGCUACAAGACGCAACACCUUCACUAUUCCCAUAAUGUCCCGGAGCGCUCACUGGUGGCACUGGCGUUUCCAGAAAGGUUCACUGGGUGUUUUUGCUAGCAAGUUGGUGGCUAUUUAGGUUGUAAGCAACCAUAUAAUGCCCACCAGCGUUGUUUGGUAGGCCACGUAGAGAAUCAGGCUCUUCGGUGAUCAAACUGGUAAAUUGUUCUUUUGCAACGGUAGCCAUAUUCCGACCAUUCCGAUACUUGUGCAUAUGGUGCCAGUCUCAAAGUUAUGGUUCGUACAACUCGUUUCCGGGUACUCAAUGGUAUGUGCAAGUCAUCCGUCCUCGCAAAAGAAAGGAACCUUGAACGGGGCUUACCCGACAAAGAAUAUACCUAUUUAUGGCAGCCAGUUUCCCCGAUUUGGGUUGGCAUAUUCUGUUCAUCUCGGCUGCACUCUUUUGUUUCCUUUGUUUUCAUGCAAGAACUUCGAGCUGACCGUGUUCUUGAUAGCACUGUAAACGGAAUUAGCUUUAUUUAUUUCAAAUGCUGCCGGCCCUUUGGGGUCACUGCAGAGAAAUGUCAUAUGAAGGAGUGACAUUGCAGUAUUUAACAUUUCCCACGAUGCAGUACUCAUGGUCUGGGCAUAUUGGGCGUGGGAAAUAGUUGUAUGUGCUUGUUAUGUCUCAAUGUUUCGUCACUGCCUUCGCUCCGAAGAAAGCCCUUAUGUUUCAUGCAGACUCAAUAAAAGAAAGUAAUGCUUGA